Molecule: messenger RNA, 939 nt
Organism: Cylindrotheca closterium
Lineage: Eukaryota; Bacillariophyta; Bacillariophyceae; Bacillariales; Bacillariaceae
Source: the annotation of a GenBank genome assembly
AUGGGGUCCCUGAUGGCCGAUGGCGAUAAUGGAGAUGAUAAUAAUUCAAAUUGUGAGCCUGAAGCUACUGAUGCUGGUGAAGAUAAGGCUACUGAUGAAAGUGAAUAUAAGGCUACUGGGGCUGUUUCUGAGGCUACUGGUACCGAUGGUGAUCCUGAUGAAGCCACUGCCCCUCCUCCAGACAAGGCCACUGCCCCUCCUGCAGUAAGGAAGGGUGCUAAACAAAAUUUUGAUUCAAUUUGGUGUUCUCCCAGCAUGCCAAACACAAUUUCUUUCAUUGUUGCAUGUCCUGUCGAGGGAUGCCACGAUCCAGUUGUAGUUGGCAAGGGUAGGAAGCUCUGUUCAUUAAAGGGCAACGAUCUAUAUAACUUUGCAAGUCUACGUCACAAAAGACUACCAUCUGGUCUUGACAAAAAUGGGGGCGCGGAGCAACUUUUGCCAAGGGCACCUGAGAUCCUCCUUCAGAAGCUGAAACCGAGGCAGGUGGGGGUGAGGGAAAAAAAAGCUAGAUUGAGUAGAAAGGAACGGUAUGCGGUACCAAGCGACGACGAGGAGCCAAUGGGUUCCGAUACUGAAAUGGUGUUGUCACGUACGCUGCUUGCACAACCGUCAAAAGCUGGUUGGCUGGACCUUGUUUUGCUGCCAAGGUUUCCUACAUAUUGUCAAAAGAUGCGCAAGCACUACAAAACGCACCAUAUGGGUCAUAAGCUGCCAAGUGGUUGCGAGUCAGAAUCUCUAACGAGGAUGAGGAGCAACGUCGAAAUGUGGAAUACUAGUCAUUCUGACAGACAGAUUAAAAUCUCUGUCUUCCAGCAGAACUACAAGAAUGUUUGCUCUGAACAGCUGUUGGAUGAGAUGGCAUACUUUGUUUUGGAUGACUUGCAGAAGGACAAUUUGUGGCAGCGGAUUAUUGAAGACUAUGAUGAGAAAGCAAAUUGA